AUGUCGCACCCCGAUUUAACCUCGCAUCAUGUCAAUUAUUUAAUAUGGAGGUAUCUCCAGGAGUCGGGUCUUGGUGAUGCUGCUGUAAUGCUACAGCGCGCAUGGAACCAUGAUCCGCAGAGUUUACCAUUUGCUCCCUACAUCAGAACUCAUGCGCUGGUGUCCUUGGUCCAGAAAGGUCUACAGUAUCAUGAACUCGAGAAGUCUCUCGACAAGGAGGGAAACCCGGUCCCUUUCACCCCAUCCAGUUAUUUCUUCGGGCCACAACCACUCGAAUCGGAUUUGCUGCGUACUCCAGCUGGCCCGGCUGAAGCCGCGGACCACGCGGCGCUUGUCUCGCCAACCAGCAAAGUGGCGCGAGACGCCGCGACCAACGGUCACCUGACAGCCGAGACUGGCAAAAAGUCACGCAAGGGAGAUCGCGCGGACACUGCUGUGGCUGCUGCGAACGGUGAGGAGAGUUCUAUGGAAAUCGACACCAAUGGCAUCCACAAGGAUCACGAUGAAUCCCCUGUCGCCGAUGCGACCAUCGACGGUGACGGGGAUGUAAGCAUGAUUCGGUCGGAAUCGCAAGGUCAGGAACCAGCCGCGCCGCCACCGCCGCCCCCACCGCCUACCUUGGCGACCGGCCACAGCGUUGGCGUCCAGAUCAGCCCCGCCAAGGCCGCUGACCUCAGCCCCGGCACUGCGCUACUGAAUGUGGCUGGUAAGGACCACGUGACACGAACCUUGUGGCGCCCCCGCGAUCCCACCGUUGUCGUAGCAGCCGGUGAUACCUUUUGCAGCCUGUGGAAGCUGUCCUCCUCGUCACAGCCAGCGCCAGAAAACCUGGUUGAUGGCUCCCGGGAGGACACUUGCGUCUCUGCCGUGGCAUGGGACCCAACCGGUCAGAAGCUGGCCGUCGCAACCUACAAUGACAUGCGCGGCUCAAUUACCAUGUACGAUGUGCAUGGCCAUGCAGUCGACCUUUUGCCCGAGGUGCCUCGCAUGAUUACGGGCUUGCAUUGGGCAGAAAGCGGCUCGCAUCUGGUUGUUGUUGCGUCGGACAGUCGAGUCUCCGAGCUGGCUCUCUGGGACGAUUCAUUACGGCCGGAUGUGUUUCCCGCGCCGCAAGUGAUUGAUGGGUCUAUCUAUGACCUGAGCUGGAUUGGACCAAACCAAGCCUUCGCAUGCAGCGACGGUUCGGUCUAUCAAUGUCAGGUCGACUCAAGCAUUCAUAUCACCCGGACGUUCUCGUCUGGUGCACCUGACACCACAUGGACAUUUAUCCGCUGCGCCAGUGCCGGGCCCUCCUCUUCCAUGGCCGUAGCUGCAUCCUCGUCCACCGCUUCGUUCUGGAUUCCCACGCAUGAUAUGCGCCUAGACGAAGCGCACCAGGGCGACAUUACGGCUAUUGAACUUCGUGCUGAUUCUCGGCAAUCUCCAUUUGUCCUGGCUUCUUCUUCGGCUGAUGACACCGUUAAGAUUUGGCAUAUUGACCCGGGGUCGAAACGUUUCGAGUGCAUCCACCGCUUAUUCCUUGGGCCGUCUAUUCCCGCUCUUGCUGGAUGCUUUUCACCGGAUGGUUAUGCCCUGGCGGCCGCCAGCAAGGAAAGAUUGUACAUUUGGAAUGCUGAGCGUGGCGGCUCGGCGAUGGCCACCUGGGCGCUUCCAAGUUCAGAAGAUGCCAAAGAAGGCCCGGACCAGGCUGUCAAUGGACACAAUGGGACGGGUGAUUCAUUACCUGAUCGGUCCCUUUCCUGGGAUACUAAUGGGAAGAAGCUUGCCUUUGGUGUUGGCCAUCAGAUGGCUAUUGUGAAUUUGCAACGUUGA
Aspergillus chevalieri is the source of this 1812-nucleotide messenger RNA. RefSeq names its product WD40 repeat domain-containing protein. Gene Ontology annotation, biological process: regulation of transcription by RNA polymerase II. Lineage: Eukaryota; Fungi; Ascomycota; Eurotiomycetes; Eurotiales; Aspergillaceae. The coding region runs from base 1 to 1812 and encodes 603 amino acids. The record is from RefSeq and is a predicted model, not a curated record. Gene Ontology annotation, molecular function: protein binding; transcription corepressor activity. The transcript has 5 exons. Gene Ontology annotation, cellular component: Set3 complex.